Molecule: messenger RNA, 2031 nt
Organism: Paramecium sonneborni
Lineage: Eukaryota; Ciliophora; Oligohymenophorea; Peniculida; Parameciidae
Source: the annotation of a GenBank genome assembly
AUGAGUGGUAUCAAACCUUAAACUUUAAAGAUCAUUUCAAGACUUAGAAACGGUUAUUAAUAAGAAAAUAAUAUAUAGGAGGCUAAUAAAAUAAUGAAAAUUUAAAUUGAGCAUUACGAUGCAAGAGAUUUAAGAUUGUAAGAUUUAUAGGAUUGCUAAAAUGUUUAUAAAGUGAUAAAGAAAGAGACAACAACAAAAUGGAUUUUAUUAUCAAAAUUGGAUGAAUGUAGAGCAUAAAUAAAAUUAGAAUUAUAAUAUCUUAAAAAAUUAGUUAGUUUUGUUUAGAAUAAUAGAAAUGAUUUAAAUAGAUAGUAAUAACUUGAUUUAAAUUAAUUGUUAAUACUAUUAAAUAUUUUUGAAACUUAUGUGGAUUAAAUAGAUAGUAAUACUUAUGAUAGAAAAGAAAAAUAGAAACGUAUAAAAUCAUCUGAAAUUGAAGAGAAAUAAAAAACAAUUAACGAAUGGAAAAAAUAAGUAAAUAAAAAUGAGAUUGUUUUGGAUAAGAUAUAACCAUCAAUCUCAGAAUGGAAGCAAAUUCCAUUAAAAAUUUUAGAUGAAGCUUUAACAAUAUCAUUUGAAUUAAAAUUGAAAUUAUUUCAAGAACCAGAUAAUUUUGAUUCUGAACGAGCUUUGAAAUAUUAAAAUUAAAUAUAAGAUCUGAGAAGAAAAUUGAUUCUUGAUUAAUACAAAAGAAGUAGAAAUUAAUUUGAUGAAUUUUAAUAGAUGUAAUGAAAUUAUUAUUUAUAUAAUUAGAAUUGACAAUUUUAAUUAUCAUAUACCAAAACUAUAAGAAAUGAAUCAAUUAAAUUUAGCUUAGUUGAAAGAUAUGAAGAGAAAACUUAAAGACAAAUCUAAAUCAAAUAUUAGCUAAAUAAAUUCAGCUAAAUCAUCUCCAAGAAAGGAAGAAAAUAAAAUUUAACAAAAUGAAGUAAAUGCUUGUUUGUAAUAAUAUUAAAAGUAAUACUAAAAGAUUAUGAAAAUAGAGAAAAAUAAAGAAUAAGUAGAAUAGAUAAAGCAUAAUAUAAAUAAAAUAUUAAAGAAUCUUAGAGAGAAGUUUUUAUUGCAAGAACUAAUUAAGGUUCUAUAUAGAAAUUGCAUUAAAGUUUUGAAAUAAAUAAAAUAAAUACAAGUAAAGGACAUAGAGAAUAUAUAAUUUCAAUGAUAGAUGGAUAAUUAUUAAAACCUUAUACUCCAUUAGCAAGAUUAAGAAAAGAAGAUUCAAAAGAUACAUGCUAGAAUUCUAGAAUCAAUGAUAAUAAUUCCAGAAAAUAAAGUAUUAGAAAUGGUUCUCCUUAAUCUUUUGUUGAAAGAAUAUCUUAAAAGAUUAAUGAUGUCACCAUAUGUGAAGAUGAAGAUACUUAUACUAAAUUAGAAUUUCCUGAACUUUAAUUGUCAAGAUAAUAAGGUUAUACGAAUAAAUAGAAUAAAAAAGUUGUAAAAUAAUAAUAUAAUUAAAAAUUUAUAGAAAAAGUUAAUAAUAAUGAAGUUAAAUUAGUGAAAUAAUGUUAAGGUAAUUCUAUAUACAAAUAAAGAUUUCUAUACUACAAGGAUGAAAUUUAAUGAUAAAUUCACUGAAUUAGUUUCUACUUUAUAAAAAGAUCGCCCUUUAACUUCUAGUUUACGAUCAAGAUCUUUAACUAUUAAUCAAAAUUAAAGACAAGAGAAAAUAUAAAAAUUAAGAAAAGUAGCUGAACAAGCUAGAUAGAAUUUCUUUUAUAGAAAUAAGGAAUAAAGAAUAUGGCAUCAGGACUUAGUAAAUCAAUUCAAAUUAGGUGAUCUAACUACUUAAUAUAUUAUUGAACAAUUAUAAUUUAUUCUAGAAGGUAUUUCUAUUUAAAAUUAUUAGAGGGAUUAUUUAUAUAGGUUGAUGAUAUCAUCAAUAUGGUUUAAUAAAUUGAAGAUUCUUUAGAAAUGAAGGUUACUUAAAAAUGCUGUAAGCUUCUUAAUAAAAUAUUCAAUUAUUUUGGAAUUCAAAUUUCUCAAAUAAGUGAAUAUAAAAAAUUUAAGAAUUUUAAUUCUUUUAUUGAUUGA